AUUCCACAAAUUUAAAAAAUUAUUAAAUCGAAACGUGGUGCUGGCGAGGAAAACCAUGUGAUUUUGCAAAACAAAACCGAUUCGAACUGGACCACAAACUCCAUUAAAGACGAAAUAGCACCCAUAAAAAUCCCCAAGAGGCGUUAAAUAUCAGCAAUCGAGCAGUGAAGACUCAGAGAAGACAGAUAAAUAGAGAGAGAAAUGGGUGUGGUGAUAAUCGACGGCUCGACGGUGCGGGACUUCGUCAACAACGAGGAGCUCUUCAAGCGGAGCGUCGACGAAGGCUUCGCGGCCCUGGACCUGAAUAAGGACGGCGUUCUCUCGCGCUCCGAGCUCCGCAAGGCCUUCGAGUCCAUGCGCCUUAUUGAGACCCACUUCGGCAUCGACGUUGCGACGCCGCCGGAGGAGCUGACCCAGCUAUACAACUCCAUCUUCGACGGGUUCGACUGCGACAGAAGCAACACCGUUGACCUUGAGGAGUACAGGUCCGAGAUGAAGAAAAUCCUGCUUGCCAUUGCUGACGGGCUCGGAUCUUCUCCGAUCCAGAUGGUUCUGGAGGAUGGCGAUUCGAAUUUCCUGAAGCAGGCCGCGGAUCUCGAGGCUUCCAAGUUUGCCCAGUCUUAGAUCGACGUCCCAAAUUUCCCAAAACUCAAAGUAUCUUCUUCAUGGGGUUUGUGAUUUGUAUUGCCUCUAGGGUCUAAUUAUUAUGUACAAUAAUGAGUUUGUGAGCUUCUUUUUGCUUUUGUUCUGUAACACGAGGUUGGAAAUGGAAUGCCCAUGAAGUGUUUGUGUUUAA
Molecule: messenger RNA, 796 nt
Organism: Ziziphus jujuba (common jujube)
Lineage: Eukaryota; Viridiplantae; Streptophyta; Magnoliopsida; Rosales; Rhamnaceae
Exons: 1
Coding region: 202-624 (140 amino acids)
Molecular function (GO): calcium ion binding
Source: RefSeq, a predicted model, not a curated record